CUCAUCUCUCCGCUCAGACCGUCUGUCAGCCAAGCGAUCUCUUGCCUUUUUUCCCCUUUUUUUGGUUAAGUAUUUUUUUUUUACACUGGGGAUCCCUUCGUUCAGGUCGUCUCCUUGCAGUUGCGAUUCUGGGGUGACUUAGACGGAUGGCGAAAGUGCCGUGGCAAGUCGAUUCUACGCGAAUUCGUGGAUAAUGUCGAAUUAAUCGAGUAAACACAGUGUUCACGAGUUGUUUGAAGCUUUCCCAGGUGCACUUGGGAGAAGUUUGGGAAAUUUGCAAGGUGGGAAGGGUGAUUUAUCGAAGAGUUAGCAGGAGUUUUCGGAGGGUUGUCGAGCUUUUGCGAAGUGAAUGUGCGGUUUUGAGGGUUUUUGCAACGUGAGAUUUGUGCGUCAUUUUUUAUCACGAAUGAUAUAAGUGAUUUUGCGAGUCGAGAGGAUUACAACAACGAAUUUUAUGCAGUCGAAGAAGUACAAGGAUGCGAUGAGUGAUGAAAGCAGUGGAAGUGACUUCGAUGACGACGAGGAUCCAGACAAAAUUGAGGUUCCUGGUGGUGGGAAGGACCUGGCUACUGCUGCUGGCAUCAAGGAGGAGAGCUCUGGAGAUGCUGGGGGAGGCCCAGGCGUUAAAGUCGAAGGAAAUCCUGGGGUAAAUCCAAAAAUGUCAUCAAAAAUUCCUGGUGGAUUGGUGACGAAACCGGCAGCCCCAGGGUAUGAAAUGGUGAGGGUCGGUGGAUCCCAGGGGGCUCCUCAGGGUUUUCCCAAUCAAGCUCAACUUAACCAAAUGGCCCAGUUCGGUGGUGGGGCUGGAGUGCCAUUUGGUAAUUUUCCUGGGAAUCUCGGAUUCAACGCAGCUACACUGUUUCAACAGAUGGGCAAUUUCAUGGGCAGCUUUAUGGGCAUGUCUGAUAUGAACAUGGGUGCCAAUCCAUUCCUGCAGCUGCUGAAUCAAAGUGGACUUCAUCAGAACUGGGCUGCUGGACUGCCAGGAAAAGCAGUCUCUCAGCUUUGGAUGAAUUCAGCAGAUCCCAACAAGAUGAUGCAGCCGACAAUUCCCGAGGAAGACGAGGCGGAUGAUGAAGACAUGGGUGUAGCCGAAACCUACGCCGACUACAUGCCAACAAAAUUAAAGCUAGGCCGCAAGCACCCUGAUCCAGUGGUGGAGACGGCCUCGCUGUCGAGUGUGGAGCCAACUGACGUCUGGUACAAAAUAUCCCUGCCAGAGGAGACGAUAAAAUCAGGCGCUCUGUCUGCUCUCCAGCUGGAGUCCAUCACGUACGCCUCUCAGCAGCACGAGCACCUCCUCCCGGACGGCAGUCGAGCAGGUUUUCUCAUUGGCGAUGGCGCUGGUGUGGGUAAAGGCCGGACAAUCGCCGGCAUCAUCUUCGAGAACUACCAGAGGGGGCGGAAACGCGCUAUCUGGGUGUCGGUCUCCAACGACCUCAAGUACGAUGCGGAACGAGAUCUAAAGGACAUUGGAGCAGGAAAAAUAGACGUUCAUCCGCUUAACAAGUUCAAAUAUGCUAAGAUAUCAUCGGCUGUUAAUGGAAAUGUCAAGAAGGGUGUCAUAUUCAGUACCUACUCAGCGUUGAUUGGGGAAUCCACUCAAUCAGGUGGUAAAUACAAAAGUCGAUUGAAACAGUUGCUCCAGUGGUGCGGCGAGGACUUCGAUGGUCUGAUAAUCUUUGACGAGUGUCAUCGAGCGAAGAAUCUAUGCCCCACAGGCAGCUCGAAGCCCACGAAGACAGGUCUGACAGUCCUGGAGCUUCAGAACAAAUUGCCAAAGGCCCGAGUUGUAUACGCUAGUGCAACAGGCGCCUCAGAGCCCAGGAAUAUGGCCUACAUGGUCCGCUUGGGGAUCUGGGGUGAGGGCACACCAUUCCCCGAGUUUAACGACUUUAUAGCCGCCGUCGAGAAACGAGGGGUGGGAGCUAUGGAGAUCGUCGCCAUGGACAUGAAGCUCAGAGGGAUGUACAUUGCUCGACAGCUGAGUUUUCAUGGUGUUGCUUUUAAAAUUGAGGAGGUGCCCCUUUCCAAAGACUUCACCAAGGUCUAUGAUCACUCGGUCAGGCUGUGGGUUGAUGCCAUGCAGAGGUUUCACGAGGCUGCUGAACUUAUUGAUGCUGAGAACCGUAUGAAGAAGACGAUGUGGGGACAAUUCUGGUCGUCCCAUCAACGAUUCUUCAAGUAUCUCUGCAUUGCUGCCAAGGUGAAACAUGCAGUAGCAGUUGCCCGCGAAGCAGUUAAAUGUGGCAAAUGUGUAGUAAUUGGUCUUCAGUCAACGGGUGAAGCGCGUACCCUAGAGCAGUUGGAGAGAGACGACGGUGAACUGAGUGACUUCGUGUCAACAGCCAAAGGUGUCCUCCAGACGCUAGUGGAGAAGCACUUUCCCGCGCCCGAUCGUAACAGAAUCCAUAGACUUCUAGGUUUGGAGCCUCCAAAAACAGCAGUAAAUAACAACGCUCUGGCGAGUGCAUCCAGUACGCCUCUCUGUGACGACAAUUUUGUGGUUGUUCCCGGUGGUAGCAAACGAAAACCGGUUCGUCAGGCUGCCCAGAGAGCCUCCAAGAAGGUGCGUGCUUGGUCUUCGGAAGAAGAGAUCACCGACGAAGACAAGGCAGAGGCCAAUGCCAAUGGUGGUCACAGUUCCGGUUCAGAAUUCAAACUUUCAGGGAGUGAAAGCGAAGAGGAGAACAGAUCUGACGAAGAGAGCAACGUCAGCUCGGACUUCAAUCCCUUCUACAGCGACAGUGACUCAGACGCUGAUCCCUGGGACAGAAGGAAGAAAAAACCAGGGAGAAAGGCAAAGAAACCAGCGAAGAAGAGGCUCAGUACCCAAGACAAGAUUCAAUCGAUGCUGGCUGAGAAGACAGCAGCAGCUGCAGCGGCCCAGAAACAUAGUAAAAAGAAUGGAGAUUCUGGUGGCCUAGGUGUCACCAUCACGAGCAUUCCCCCAGGUAUGCACUAUCCUGGAAUGAAGCCAAGCAGCAGUGCACCCCCCAGAGACGCAAUUGAACGUGCAUGUUGCAUGAAGGAGGAGUUACUUGCCCAAAUCGAGGCACUCGGUGAAAAAUUACCCCCCAAUACCCUGGACCAGCUGAUAGACGAGCUCGGCGGACCCGAGAAUGUUGCUGAAAUGACGGGAAGAAAGGGACGAGUAGUCCAAACUGAGGAUGGAUCGAUUCAGUAUGAGUCACGCUCUGAAGUUGAUGUUCCCCUCGAGACACUGAAUUUAACGGAAAAACAGCGGUUUAUGGAUGGUGAAAAGACUGUUGCCAUUAUCUCUGAGGCUGCCAGCAGUGGUAUUUCCCUUCAGAGUGACAGACGAGCUCGCAAUCAAAUGCGUAGAGUUCAUAUAACUCUGGAAUUACCCUGGAGUGCUGACAGAGCUAUACAGCAAUUUGGUAGAACUCAUCGUUCUAAUCAAGUAAAUGCACCUGAGUACAUAUUUUUGAUAUCUGAUCUGGCUGGUGAGAGACGUUUUGCUUCCACCGUUGCCAAGAGACUUGAGAGCCUGGGGGCUCUCACCCAUGGUGAUAGAAGGGCGACAGAAACAAGAGACUUGUCGCAGUUUAAUAUUGAUAAUAAGUAUGGUAGAGCUGCCCUGGAGGCCACCAUGAAGACCAUCAUGGGAUAUGAGCCACCACUGGUGCCACCACCUCAGGAUUAUCGUGGUGACUUUUUCAAAGAUGUUGCUGAUGCUCUUGUUGGGGUCGGACUCAUCUGCAACAGUGAAAAUAUGCCUGGGGUGCUUUCACUUGAUAAGGAUUAUAAUAAUAUGUCCAAGUUUCUGAAUAGAAUACUGGGAAUGCCUGUUGAUCUUCAGAAUCGUCUGUUCAAGUAUUUCACUGAUACUCUGACUGCCAUUGUCACACAGGCCAAGAAGACUGGUAGAUUUGACAUGGGAAUUCUGGAUCUGGGAACAUCUGGGGAGAAUGUCAAGAGGGUUAAGACGUUUAGGUUCAUGAGGAAACACUCCACUGGCACUGCUCCCACUGAACUUCAUGUUGUUCAUGUCGAGAGGGGAAUGACUUGGGGUGAGGCCACUGACAAGUGGGCUGAACUUGUUGGAUCCAAGGAGGGAUUCUAUCUCAGUCAUCAAGUGAGAAAUGGAAAACAGACCGCUAUUCUCGCAGUUGCGGUGGAGAAUGGGAAGAAAAAGGGCGAGGGAAAGAAGGAUCAGUUGUAUAUGGUUUACAGGCCCAAUACUGGCCUCCAGUUGAGACAAGAAACACUGGGGGAACUUGAGAAAAAGUACAAGAAAGUGUCCUCCGAUGAGGCUGAACCACACUGGACCCAACAGUUUGAGGCGUCUGUUGAUACGUGUUCGCACGCUUAUUGGAGGGGAAAUUGUAAGAAUGUUACACUUGGAAUGGAUUGUGAAGUUGGACUUCGACGACGAUCUUAUAAUGUUCUUGCCGGCUCGGUACUCAGUGUUUGGAGUAGGGUGGAGUCAAUACUUGCUGCACGUUCUGGUCAUAAUUCUAAAAUGCAAGUUAUCCGGCUGAGGACUGAUGAUGGCUUGAAAGUCGUUGGUACAUUAAUUCCAAAAGCCUGCAUGGAGGCACUACGUCAGGCCCUAUCAUCGGACGCUGAAAAAACUGAAGAGCAGAAUUUUUAACCAAUUAUCGGCUCAUCAGCAAAGCCAACUUCAAUUACUAAAUUAAGUUAUUAAAUCGAAUUACUUUGUCCACACGAUAGCGAAACUGGAGGUGAAAAAAUAAUGUGGAAUUUGUAUGAAUGAAUACUUUUUUUUUAAUUAUAUCUGCAUUGUCCUACUUAUGUGAAUUUCAACAUGGAGACUGUCUACGUGAAUAAUCGAGGGGAAAUUCAUUGAGAUGCUGGUAAUUAAUGCAGCCUCUUUGGGAACGAAUGAGGAAGAGGGGAAAUAGAGUGAAAAAUUCAUGGAUAAAAGUAAAAAUUAAUAAUCGCGCGUUGCUUCCCGUGAUAGAUUAAGUAGUUAGAGGCCCUUACGAACAUUAUUUUUACGUUUCUUCGAGAAGACGCUCACACCAGCGCGCGCGACUGCUAUCAAUAAGUUCGUUUUAUACAUAAUUCUAUGAAUUUUUCAAAGAGGGAAAAAAAUGCAGCAAUUUUAUGAUUUUUCUUUCUUCACUACAUUAUUUACGUACGCAAUAGUGAUAUUUUGACGUACUCAAUAAUAAAGAAAAAUAUGAAAAUUACAUAGUCGCAUAAUCGGAGAGCCUUGUUUUUUUUUUAAUGAAAACUAUUUUAUAUUAACGAAUAUUUCAAUUAUUUCGAUGAAAUAACGGUAGUUGACAGUCUUAACUAAGUAUUAUCGUCAACAGUUGUUUGACGAAAAAAACAAUUAUCACUACGAUUUAAUUAUUCACAAUGAUUCGUCUUAUUUUUGGUGUAGUUGAAUCCGAUGGGCACUUGAUGGUAUAUUUGUUGUAACAAAUUGUCAUAUUAUAUGAACUGUGUAGCAAUUUUCCUAUUAGCAAUAUGAGUGAACGACUCUCGGCUUUACGCUCAAUUCGACCCUACAUUUGUAUUCAAGAGGAUAAAAAAAAUUAUUAAAGAAAAGGAAAUCAUUCUGAUGUAAAUGUGUGGUAGAGGGCUUCAUUUGAAUUCUUUUGUUCUGACGAUGGGCGAGGCUGGUUGCAUCAUUAUUUAAUGAGUCAGAGUCUAUCGGACGAAAUUCUACGAUUUCUGGGGUGAAAUAUCACGUGGAUAUAAUUCAUAAUAAUUAGAAAAAAUGAGAUUUAUAAAUCAUUGAAAUGAAACAUCGAUUCGAGUAAUUUUUUCAUUUACUCGAAUUUUACUCGAUUUAAUUUUUAAUUAAUUGCUCAGUUGUAACGAACUGAAUUCGAUAUUUAUAAUUUAGUGAACUUUAAGAUCAUCCCAACCCCAAAAAAUUAACGAUGUUAAAACGUUAAUAUUUAAAUAUGAUUUUCUACACAAAAAAUUUAUAUUUUGAGAAAUAUAUAAAAAAUAUUUUAAAUUGUC
Diachasmimorpha longicaudata is the source of this 5967-nucleotide messenger RNA. RefSeq names its product strawberry notch (gene Sno). Bases 455 to 4618 code for a protein of 1387 amino acids. The transcript has 9 exons. Gene Ontology annotation, biological process: regulation of DNA-templated transcription. Gene Ontology annotation, molecular function: chromatin DNA binding; histone binding. Gene Ontology annotation, cellular component: nucleus. The record is from RefSeq and is a predicted model, not a curated record. Lineage: Eukaryota; Metazoa; Arthropoda; Insecta; Hymenoptera; Braconidae.